UCAAGUCAGUGUGGCUUGCAGUGCGGCUCGUCGUCCAUCUGCCCAGCCGACGUCUUCUCGGCCCGAGCCGCCAGCAGCAUGUCCUUCCUGGACCAGCCCUGGUGUCCCACCGGCGUCCAGGUGACGGUCCUCCAAGCCCGCGGCCUGAGGGCGAAGGGCAAAGGCGGCACCAACGAUGCCUACGCGCUCAUGCAAGUGGGCAAGGACACGUACCAGACCUCCGUGGUGGAGAAGAGCGUGGCGCCCGUCUGGAAGGAGGAAGCCGCCUUCGAGCUGCCUCAACACGGCCCCGGCGGGGACAAAGCCGCGCUGCACGUCCACGUCCGCCACCGGGCUCUGGUGGGUCCCGACAAGCUGCUGGGCCAGGCCGUCAUCAACCUGCUGCUUCUCAGCGAGGACAAGACCCGCCAAAAGACCGAGUAA
Entelurus aequoreus (snake pipefish) is the source of this 423-nucleotide messenger RNA. Its product is annotated as rab11 family-interacting protein 2-like. Lineage: Eukaryota; Metazoa; Chordata; Actinopteri; Syngnathiformes; Syngnathidae. Gene Ontology annotation, molecular function: small GTPase binding. Gene Ontology annotation, cellular component: intracellular membrane-bounded organelle. The coding region runs from base 79 to 423 and encodes 114 amino acids. The transcript has a single exon. The record is from RefSeq and is a predicted model, not a curated record. Gene Ontology annotation, biological process: regulated exocytosis.